AAAAGUACAGUAGACAUUCGGUCGGUGCAAACGGUUUAACUGCAAUGCUUUUUAACUGCAAGUCCGGUAAGUGCAACAAAUUUGCAGUUAUCGCACCGCCAAACGUCAAAAUCGUGCGCCAUGUUAGCCCUAAUGAACAGUCGAAUGAAUUUUUCGUUCAUUUUACGUCAAUUGAUGGCUUGUUGACACUGUCAGGCGUUGCAGUUAUCGGAUUUUCGUUCGCUAAGUGAAACGUAAACAUGUUGCAGUUAUCGAACGUCUACUGUAGUGGUAGAGUGUUGAAAAAGGAAACUUGUUGUCCAGAAAAGAGAGUGAGCUGAAGAUCUCAGCUGAGCUGUGAAAAAAUAAAAAAAGACCGGAAGAGAAAUAAAGCUGGAGUGUUGGAGGAAAAGUUUCUUGAGGAUUUGAUGAAAAGCGAGAAGCGGGCAAAAGAUGGAGAAAAGCGUAAACUGCGGCUGAUUUUAAGUGAAUUUCCUGUGAGAGCAAAAGCUGAUGGGCAAAGAAAAACUCAAGGUGAUCGUGAUCGAAUGAGUCAAACUGGUGAUCGUCCGACGGCGCAUCGUGACGGGCCAUCGGAGUGCGGCAACAGUGGCUGAUGCAUCAUCUGAAGAAUAAUUGGCAAGGAAACGCCAUCCGGGUGAGAGAAUUCCAGUUUCAUCCUUGUUAGGAACAAUGGCGUAAACUUAAAUUAUUGCCAAUAGAACUAGAUAUUUUGGUUGCCUUGGCGAAACGGAGAGGAGACAGCCAAACAACCCUUUUUACAUUUCAUACUGUCGUGUCUCUAUUACUUUUCACACAUGAUGCUUGUUUUCACGGUUUUAAAACAACAUUUAUCUAACAUUUAUCCAUCUUCUCAUAAAAUCACAGUAAAAUUAGCAUUAUUAACAAUCAAAAACUUCACCAAUUCUCGUACCAAAAUCCAAACUCCUUUCUAUUUACGAGGGCGUUGGUGAGUCGCUUGUUUCUCGAUAAAUAGGUAUCAUCCCUUCCUUGCUACCCCUUCCCAUCCCUGAAGAAAGAUGGCCCAAGGAGUGGCAAAACCUUUUAGCUACGUCACUCCAAACGUUGGUGUUCAAACAUACUCAAACACUUACACUCACAUCACCACAUCGACAUGUACUACUCAAGCAAAUACACUCACACAAUCUGAAUCUUGUCGGAUCACUCGCUUAUAGUGAAUCCCAAAUCGAUCCAUUUCAAAUCUCCAACUCCUUGACACCUAUGGGGGCGCCGGUGAGUCGCUGGCCUUCCAUAAAGCAAGUGUCAUAUCAUCACAUCAUUUCCUAUCCUCGUAACGGAGAAGAUGGGCGUGGCCGGCAAUGGAAGUUUUCAUGUCUUUUUACUUCAACCUCUAAUUGGAUAGCUAUUCCCUCCCAUACAAAAAUACAGGUCCCGUGACGUGGGUAGAUCACCUUGGAAUGGUGCGUUGCGGCGUAAGAUCAACCUCCACAUCAGAUUUCGAUUUUAUGUUUUUAUACCCAAAGUAGCCGAACAGCGGCUCGAGAUUUGAUGUUUUUUUUUCUUAUUUUUGUAUUUCAACUUCUGCUGAUUUUUUUUUCAGGAGUAGGUAUUUAGGUAAAUUUAGCGCACACAAAUAAAUGCUAAUCUCACAGAUAAACAGACGUAACACUCCGAACGUUUUUCGAUUCAAAUUCUAGUCACGGAAACAUAUUCGCCCAAUGCUAAAAGGACUGAGUUUGGCGCGUACCAUAUCUGCUUAUUGUGACAUAGUGCGACAUAUAUGGCUAUAACUUUUCAACGGUAUGAUCAAAUUGAAUGAAAUUUUGACAAAUUACUUCUACAUACAUACUUUAUGUACAUAAAAAUUUUCAUUGUAAUCGGUUCAGUAUUUUUGGCGCCAGAGUUGAAACGACAAAAAGGUGAUAUUUUCCAAAAUGUUUGCACAAGAUUCUCAAGUGGUAAUUCCCUUGCUUUAACGAUAUCUCCACCAAUACUCAACCGAUUUUAAUGAAAAUCGUAUGGUAUUAGCUACACAUAAUAUACUAUUCAUGGUCAAAAAGCUAUUAUGGCGAACGCAAUCAAAAGUUAUACAAUAUUUUCUGUAUGCCAAUUUCAUCGUGGACACUCUUUAUAAGGGACUUUGUCAUAGAAACAAGCCCAAGUUGACCCUACCCUACUGCUAGUACUUAUAAAUUUAUGUUCAUAUCAUCACUAAAAUAGUAUUGUAUAGCUAUUGUCUUUCAAUUUAUCUCAAGUAUUAUACCUUGAGAUAUGGAAACUCAAAAUCCAAUCUUCAUGUAACGCAAGACUGCCAAUGAGCUACACUUCUCUCCGUGUGUGAGAAGCAUCUCCUCAUUUUUACUCACUACCAAUCAACUCACAGUUUUUGUUGUUGGAUUUGUAUAAAGUUGGAUGCGUUCAUUCGAACAUAAAUAAAAACAAAAUCCAAUGUUUGAGAGAAUGUAUCAAAAUAGAAUCGUUAGCAUUAAGCUGAAAAUUGCUGUUUGUUUUGGAAUAAAUUUUAGAUCUUUUUGCAGUUAUUUAGAGACAACUGAACUUUGGUAUAUGUGUGGGCUGAAAACUCGCUAAUAAAGCUUUUAAUAACAAGUGACAUAAUCGUACAAUAAAACAUGGCUAUGGCAGUAACUUCUACAGAAACGACUGAUACCAGAAGUUUGCACCAAGUCUGUAGACUAUGUUUAAGUAAAGAAUCGCUUGCUGAUCUGUUCAAAGAUAGUAAUUUACAUCAAUGGAUAACGGAUUUCAUGUCAAUAAAGAUAUCCAUCGAAGACCGGCUUAGCAAAGCGAUAUGUGCUAUGUGUCGGCAACGGUUAACCGAAUUCCAUCAUUUCCGGGAACGUAGUCUGGAAGUUCAAGGUGUGCUGCGCUCUAUGCUUCAGAAUAAAGAUGUCUCGGUAGAAACUGUGAUGACGGACAGCAAGAAGAACAAGGAUUCAAAUGAACAUAGAUGUACACUUUGCGGGAAAUCAUUCUUGAAAAGUCAACAUUUGGACAAACACAUGAAAAAUCAUACCAACAUGAUUCAUGAUAAUAAGAAAAAGCUUCUUUCGGAGGGCAAUGCAGCACUCAUUGAACCAAAGGAGAUAAAAAUCGAACCUAUUGAGGAAAGCGAUAUAGAACCUGAAACGCAAAGACCAAGCUCUACAAGUACACCAGAAACCCUUACUCAACGCGGCAGUCGUCAGAAUAGCAGUGCGAUUCGUAGUCGUGAGGGAGAACACCAUGAUGGAUUGUUUAUCGGGGAGAUAGAAUGUGAACCAGCAAUGAUCGACAUAGACGACGUGAAAGUUGAGUCCAAUACAGGGGGUGAUGUUGAAUUCCAUAUUGAUGUGGAUGUACUACCAGAUAAAACUUCGAGUGAAAUCUGCGCCAACGCAAGCAAUGGUAUGUUGCCUAUUAAUCGAAAAGAGGUCGCAAGAAACGUUGAAUCAUUUCAAUGCAACAAAUGUCAUAAAACAGUACAAUCUGGACGGGCACUUUGGAGCCACUACAGGACCGUCCAUGGGCCAAAGAACCAUAUGUGCCGUAUUUGCGAAAUUGGGUUCCCUUUUCUGAAAGAGUUGAAGAAGCAUGAGGUAACCAACAAGCAUGUUAUGAAACUGAAGGAAAUCGAGGAAAAUCAGUCGUCAAAAGUCCAAAAAGAAUCCGAAGAUAUUUCAGAUGUCUGCGAAAACCAACAAAUGACAGAAAACAAUAACAAAAAUCCAAGUUCGAAGCCAAAUCGGAAGCUUAAACGAAAACGGCAAGCUAAAGAAUACAUGAAUAACUAUAGCGAAGUAGAAGAAGAACAACCAAUCCACCGAAAGCAUAAGGAAUACCUGACUGAGGAAGCUGAUGCUGAUUACAGGCCGCAUAUCUCUACCACCGAUCAGUCACUUCAAAGUAUUCUCAGUGGUGAUGGUGAACAACUGCAUUGUGAUAUCUGCCAUGAGGUGUUCCCAAACGAUAAGAAACUGAUGCUUCACAAGAAAUAUCAUGGUUCGAAACGGCACGAGUGUUCCAUCUGCGGGAAGACAUUCCUGAAUCGGUUUGUACUGCAAGAGCACAUAUCGUCGCAUGGUUCCAGAAAACCCAAACCCAAAUCAGCAAAAGCGGUGGUGGUACCACAGCGAAAUGUUCCUGGUAAACCGUACAAGUGCCACAUCUGCCAAAAGGUUUUCAAGCUACAAAGCUCAUUGCGGAAUCAUCGCAACGAAAAGCAUGCACAACGGACACACGGGUGUCAAUUUUGUGGCCGUUUGUUUGCAACAGGAUUUGACUUGCAAUGGCAUAUGAAGAUUCAUUUCAAUAGUGAUGGCGAAGAGACUGAAGGGAUGAAUGAAGUAAAGGAAAUAAAGUUUACUCCCUAGGUUGACAUGCAACACCGGAGACCAUAGGUACAAAAAGCUACAUUCCAUUUCUUAUACGGCUUGGAAUACCAAUGGAAUGCAAUGAAAUUAUUCAACCUGGACUGAACGUGAAUUAUAUUGAUAUUGCCUAAGGUGUA
Messenger RNA from Aedes albopictus (Asian tiger mosquito), 4468 nucleotides. RefSeq names its product zinc finger protein 420. NCBI's taxonomy places the organism in Eukaryota, Metazoa, Arthropoda, Insecta, Diptera, Culicidae. Gene Ontology annotation, cellular component: nucleus. The transcript is spliced from 6 exons. Gene Ontology annotation, molecular function: DNA-binding transcription factor activity, RNA polymerase II-specific; zinc ion binding. The record is from RefSeq and is a predicted model, not a curated record. Gene Ontology annotation, biological process: regulation of transcription by RNA polymerase II. The coding region runs from base 2592 to 4331 and encodes 579 amino acids.